AUGGUUGCACCGUAUCAUCCUGCGACGAACGGUCAAGUCGAAAGAUUCGUUCAGGAAUGCAAAGCGAAGUUGAAGAGUUUGCGGUGUGACAGAUCAUCGAUACAUGCUGAGUUGUGCAAGAUUUUACUGGCCUCAGCAACCGAGGCCAAGAAGAUCGACGGUAAGGUGCGCGAUAUCGCUGAGGGGGUGAGAGUUGCGGCUAGAGAUUACCUCAACAUGGAGAAAUGGAAAUACGGUGUGGUUUCUGAAAAACUCGGAGAGCUGCACUAUCACAUCCGACUCGAUGAUGGGAGAACCUGGAAACGCCACAUAGACCAAAUCCGAGAAGUACCUAUGUUGAUUGAGAACGAUCCUGUUACCGAGACAACAUUAUCUGUGGCCAUCGGGCGAACUACCAUAUACACGCCUGUGAUUCCAAGAGUACUACUGUCGGGUCCGAAGUCUCCUACCAAGCCACCAUCGAUGCCAGCUAGGGCUACAGAGGAUCAAGUCACCAAAGUCGCCUUGAUUCCAAGAGGAGUUGCUGCCAACACUGGUCGUAGCCACGAUCACCAAUCAUCAAGACGUUCGAGAUGGGUCAUCCGACCAUCAAAGAAGCUGGAUUUGUAA
Messenger RNA from Uranotaenia lowii, 609 nucleotides. RefSeq lists its product as uncharacterized. Gene Ontology annotation, molecular function: nucleic acid binding. The coding region runs from base 1 to 609 and encodes 202 amino acids. The record is from RefSeq and is a predicted model, not a curated record. The transcript has a single exon. NCBI's taxonomy places the organism in Eukaryota, Metazoa, Arthropoda, Insecta, Diptera, Culicidae.